Molecule: messenger RNA, 1623 nt
Organism: Fraxinus pennsylvanica
Lineage: Eukaryota; Viridiplantae; Streptophyta; Magnoliopsida; Lamiales; Oleaceae
Source: the annotation of a GenBank genome assembly
AUGGGGAGAGAAAUAUGUGCUAGAAUUGGUGGUGGAUUCUGCAACAAAAUAAGCAAGCCAUGGAAAAUAAUGGGAAAAUGCAUAGAUGAAGCAGUUGCAAAGAGCAUCAUUGGGAGGUAUUUCAAGUUAGAGGAAAGAAAGAGCUGUUUCAGCAGAGAGUUGCGCGCCGGCACAGCCACAUUUCUCACCAUGGCAUAUAUUAUAACUGUCAACGCCACCAUCCUCUCCGACUCCGGUGGGACAUGUUCGUUUUCAGACUGUACCGUGCCUGUGAAUCAAACUGCUAGUCCAGAUUGCAUGCUAAAACCUAAUGAGGGUUACCAUAACUGUCUUUCCAGGAUCAAGAAUGACCUUAUAGUUGCUACUGCCUUGUCAUCUAUGAUUGGCUCAUUUGCCAUGGGAUUAUUUGCUAACCUUCCAUUGGGCCUAGCACCAGGUAUGGGUCCAAAUGCUUACUUGGCUUACAACUUGGUGGGCUUCCAUGGGUCUGGGUCCAUUUCAUACAAGACUGCUAUGGCUGUAGUCUUAGUUGAAGGCUGUGCAUUUCUAGCCAUUGCUGUUUUUGGGCUUCGUGCAAAGUUGGCUCGGUUCAUCCCACAGCCGGUCCGUCUGGCUUGUGCUGCAGGCAUUGGGCUUUUCAUUGCAUUUGUUGGCCUACAGGCCCACCAGGGCGUGGGCCUGAUCGGACCUGACCCGUCAACAUUGCUAACGAUCACUGCUUGCAAGAGCACAGAUCCAGCAACUGGGGAGUGCACUGGAGGGAAAAUGCAAAGCCCAACUUUCUGGCUUGGCUCAUUGGGAUUCUUAAUCAUGUCUUAUGGAUUAAUGAAGAAUAUUAAAGGUAGCAUGAUAUAUGGCAUAGUUACUGUUACAUUAAUUUCAUGGAUUAGAGGCACUAAUGUGACAGUUUUUCCUAAUAACCCACUUGGAGAAUCAACUUAUAUGUACUUCAAAAAAGUGAUUGAUUUCCAUAAAAUUAAGUCCACUGCAGGGAUAAUUAGCUUCACUAACUUCAACAGGAGUGAAGUUUGGGUGGCUCUAGUGACAUUGUUAUAUGUAGACGUGCUAGCCACCACUGGUACAUUGUACACCAUGGCAGAAAUUGGAGGCUUCGUAAAUGAUAAAGGAGGUUUUGAAGGGGAAUACAUGGCAUACAUGGUAGAUGCUGGCUCAACAAUUGUGGGGUCGGCUCUAGGAGUUUCCCCGAUCGCCACCUACAUCGAAUCAUCAGCCGGGAUCCGAGAAGGCGGUCGAACUGGAUUAACAGCCGUGAUCAUUGGAAUAUAUUUCGGGUUAUCAUUGUUUUUCACUCCUUUGCUCACUAGUGUACCUCCAUGGGCAAUAGGUCCAUCUCUAGUAAUGGUUGGAGUGCUGAUGAUGAAAGUAGUUAAAGAUAUAGAUUGGAAUAAUAUUAAGGAAGCAGUGCCAGCAUUUUUCACCAUGAUUCUAAUGCCUCUAACUUAUUCCAUCUCAAAUGGAAUUAUUGGAGGGAUUGGCAUAUACAUUGCUCUUGGGUUAUAUGACCAUGUUGUGGGGUGGAUCAAGUGGGCUACGAAAAUGAGAAAAAUGAUGGCGCAGGAGCAAAAUCAAGUAUCAGCAGAUCAUAAUCUUGAAGUCGUCUGA